Molecule: messenger RNA, 798 nt
Organism: Brienomyrus brachyistius
Lineage: Eukaryota; Metazoa; Chordata; Actinopteri; Osteoglossiformes; Mormyridae
Product: probable pancreatic secretory proteinase inhibitor
Exons: 5
Coding region: 290-529 (79 amino acids)
Molecular function (GO): serine-type endopeptidase inhibitor activity; protein binding
Source: RefSeq, a predicted model, not a curated record
UUAAAGCUAAUGUACACACCUGAGUUGUGGUUUCAAAAACAGUCUACGGAAGUAGUCGAUUCUGCGUAACUGAGAUACGGAACAGACUGCUCAUAUACGCUCUGCUCUAAGGAGGUGAUUCACUGGACAAACACACAGCUCUGAUACCUGAUUUCUGUGACAGAACCAGCGACAUUAACUGUGCUUGUGUGCCGAAAAAGCAGACCGGGGGUCUUCAGCUGUGGAUUUACUGCUCUCUCCUGCCGGCUGUUACUGUUCCCACACCCGUCAGAAGUCACCAAUAUCCAGCAUGGCCAACAAAUGGUUCCUGCUGUUCUUCUUUGCCAUCUGCACUGCAGAGUCAAUUGGGAAAACCAGCAGACCCAGGGAGCCUGCUUGUGGGAAAAUGGACCCAAUCGGCGCUUGUCCCAUGAACUUUCUCCCUGUGUGUGGCACUGAUGGGAUCACCUACCCCAACGAGUGUGCCCUCUGUGUCCAGAGGCUGAUAACCAAAGAAAACAUCUUGAUUGUGAAAGACAACAGCUGUUGAAGGACGACACUGACUCACAUGAUCAGACUCUUGACAUUUGAAUGACAUGAUCCUCUAUCCCUCCUCAUCCUUUCUGCUAAUUACUUUUUUCUUUGGCGUAUUAUAACUGGGAUUACUAGUAGAAAAUCUGUGUACCUUAGUUUUAUUAACCAGUGGUAAAUUUGAUCUUUUAUACAUCAUUCUUUUCAUUCUUGCUCACCAUUAACUUGAAUCCAUUACCUCAUAUUAAACACUGUGCUGUCAUAAUUAAUAAAUGCAUUCAAUAAAAA